Molecule: messenger RNA, 661 nt
Organism: Papaver somniferum (opium poppy)
Lineage: Eukaryota; Viridiplantae; Streptophyta; Magnoliopsida; Ranunculales; Papaveraceae
Product: cyclin-dependent kinases regulatory subunit 1
Exons: 4
Coding region: 155-415 (86 amino acids)
Biological process (GO): regulation of mitotic cell cycle
Cellular component (GO): cyclin-dependent protein kinase holoenzyme complex; SCF ubiquitin ligase complex
Molecular function (GO): ubiquitin binding; histone binding; protein kinase binding
Source: RefSeq, a predicted model, not a curated record
GUCAAGGUAUUAACUACUAUUUAUUUAUCCAUAAAAUGCACUUUUGAAGAUACUCCUUUUUGCUCUCUCUCUGUGAAAUUCUCUGGUUUUAGUCCUUUUGCAGAUUUCGUUAAGAAUUGAAGAAAACCCUAGUUGAUCUCCUGUAGUAAAAGAAAUGGGUCAGAUCCAAUACUCUGAGAAGUACUUUGAUGAUACUUACGAGUAUAGGCACGUUGUUCUUCCUCCAGAAGUUGCGAAAUUACUCCCUAAGAAUCGGCUUCUCGCUGAGCAUGAAUGGAGAGGGAUUGGUGUGCAACAAAGUCGUGGUUGGGUUCAUUACGCGAUUCAUCGCCCAGAGCCACAUAUUAUGCUUUUCAGGAGGCCGUUGAAUUACCAACAACAGCAGGAAGCCCAGGCUGCGCAAAUUGUUGCUUAAUCAGAAAUGUUAUGUUCAGUUCCUUUCACCUAGAAAGGAAACAAGAAUUCGAUUUUUAAAUUUUAAUAGUUGAUUAUGAUACUGGUGUUUGUAGAUGAUGAUGGUGAUAUUGGUAAUGUAAAACUUUGGUUUAUCGUAUCUUACAGAUUGUAAGUGUGAUUUCCGUUUAUCUCGUGGUUUGAUUGGCAGUGUAUGUUGAUUUCAGAAUUAGGUUUCCAAUCAUAAUAUUUAUAAGAAAUUGGGUAA